AUGGAUGUUACAACGCAAAAAUCUCAGCAUAUUAUGUUGUCAUAUCAAUGGAACAGUGAAAAUUUAGUAUCAAAAAUAUUUUUUUAUUUAACAAAAAUUCAAUCAAUACCUAUUUGGAUGGAUAAACAUGGAGGAAUACAUGAUAGUCUUAGUACAAGUAUGGCUGAAGGUGUUGAAAAUUGUUGUGUAUUGGUUUGUUUUUUAACACCUAAAUAUCAAGAAUCGUUAAAUUGUAAAAAAGAAUUAAUGUAUGCUGUUCAACUUCAUAAACCAAUAAUUCCAUGUCUUAUUGGAACUGAUGGUAAAGGAGGAAAAUGGAAACCAUCACAAUGGUUAGGUCUUACAAUAGCUGAUAUGGUUUAUUUGAAUUUUACUAGUAUAAAUGAAAUAAAUUUUGAAAAUAAAUGUCAAGAAUUAAUUAAUAAAAUUUAUUCUGUUCUUGAAUUAAGACGAUCUGAAUCUCCUCAACCAACAACAAUUAUUGAAGAAGAAGAAGAAGAAGAAGAAGAAGAAGAAGAAGAAGAAGAAGAAGACAUGAACGAAGAAGAUUGUGAAAUAAGUUCUACAGAAAUAAUACGUGAAGGGCCUCAAAUAAACGAUAAAAUAUUCGAAAUAAUUCAAAAAAAAUAUUCAAGUGAAGGUGAUUCUGUUAUUCGUUUAAUUGAUCAAUCAAAAGAAAUUCAAUGCAAUCAAGAUAUAUAUGCUAAAAAUGGUCGAUUUAUGAAUUCAUUUACAUUUCCUCGUUUUAUUUUUCAUAAUACAAGUUCUGAAUCAAUAGGCAUUUUACAAUUAUCAGCUGAAUAUGAAGAUAUUUCUAAUAAGUGGAUUUCUUGUCAAUUGAUUACAAAUCAAGAUCAACAAUUAAUUAAUAUCGAUCCAAAUAAACUUAUUCUAUGUUUAAUAACAAUUCAAAUUCAAUUGAAUGGUUCACCAGGUAUUGAUAAUCAACAUCGUUGUCGAGCACAUCAUCUUUUACCUCAACCACUUAAACUUAAAAUUAAUAUUGAAGAUACACAAAUGAAACAUGCUAGUCUUAUUCUUGAACAGAUUAAUCAACCAUUGAAUUUACCAACAUUAGAAAAAUUAAUUGAUAAAUUAAAUCUGUCUCAAAAAAAUAUUCUUGGUUUUAUUUCAGCAGAUGAUUGUUCAAUUGAAAUUCGAUAUUUUGUUUUAAUCUAUUAUUCAAAUGAUAAAAAGUCUUGUAUUAUAUUUUCAUUUGGUUGUGAUUUUUCUAGUCUUCGUUCUCCAUCAUGGGAUAAAAAAUAUAUUAAAACACUAGAGAAACUAGCAAAACAAGAAAAGAAAUCGGAAUUAAUUGUUCAUGAAAAUGUAUUUGAUCCAUUUUUCUACUGUCAAGCAUUAUUUGAUCAUCAUUUUAGACUUCAAGCUAUUAGAGUUACGAUUAAAACCAAUACAUCAACAACGAUACAAAUAAUUCCAUUACCUAUUAAACAAAUUUUUACUGAACCUUAA
This is a messenger RNA of Rotaria sp. Silwood1, 1473 nucleotides long. NCBI's taxonomy places the organism in Eukaryota, Metazoa, Rotifera, Eurotatoria, Philodinida, Philodinidae. The record is from the annotation of a GenBank genome assembly.